GCUUCCUCUCGCUACCAUAUUUGUGAGUGGCAACUUCAAGCACAUUUACACAUCCGGUUAAAAAUCUGUCUCAUUGUUCUAUCUGUGCGUUUCAAGAGUGAAAGUAAGAGCAGUACAGACAGACAGAUCAAGUUAAAAUAAUACGACUUUGAUCUGGUAUUUGACGACCCUCUCAUCUAAACCUGCUGUUUGUGACUACUUGGUUUAUUUUCUGUCUUGGUUGACAUCGUGACAAUAUUGUGCGGUAAGUAGCUAAACGAAUUGAUAUUCUUGAAUUGCACAUCUUUUUCUUGCCUCAGCCACAAUCGGUGUAAUUAACUAUGUAUUUCAGUAGCAGGUGAUCCUGUCUGUGUUACUUUGCAGCGUCAGUCAAAUACAGUCAGUCAAUGAACUCGUAAAUUCAUGCAGAUUAUUAUUGUUAAACCAAUCAAUAUUUGCAUUGUGUAAUGCAAUUAGACCUUUACUUUAUCAGAUAAUUGUGUAUUGUUGUGAAAAGAAAGAACUGUUGUGACAGUAACCAAUAAAAACGAAUAGAUACAUUUAUUUUUGUCAGAGCGAGAGUGUUGAUUGAUUAUGCCUUGAAUGUUAUCCCCGACCAACGGGCUGUUUAUACUUUCACUUUCUGAUUACUGGAAGAGCAGUACAGACAGACAGAUCAAGUUAAGAUAAUACGACUUUGAUCUGGUAUUUGACGACCCUCUCAUCUAAACCUGCUGUUUGUGACUACUUUGUUUAUUUUCUGUCUUGGUUGACAUCGUGACAAUAUUGUGCGGGUCAGUGAAAUACAGUCAGUCAUGAACAAUAAGGAGCAGGAACCUCCAAAAGCAGGAUUUUCCAAAAGGUCAGAGCAGCUGGGAUCAAAUCCUAUUUUCCUACAGCAGCAUCAGUGUGAAAGUACAAGUAUGAGUCAGGCAAGGACAAUGAGUUUGGAAGAGCAAAUCAGGAGCCUCUCACCAGUUGCAGCACAUGCUCUGGCAAUUGCUGAAAUUACAGAUGACAUUGACAUUCAAGAGUUAACAAGAGCAGAUCUGAACGAACUUCUGCCAGGCCUUCAACAUUUAAAACUUAGAAAGAAGAUCAGUGAACUUAUAAAUACAUCUAAACAGAACACAGCUAAACCUAUUGCUUUAGUUCUUAACAAGCUAAGGGAAUUCCUUCCGGUUGAUGUCAUGGAGAAUGCACUUGUUCCCGGGGGAGUGUUACAUGGCUACUUCCCUAUUCUUAGAGAUUUGGAGAAGCAGCUGGCCGAAGCCCUCUACUUCAUUCAGGCACACGUUGGUUUGCUCGAGAGCUACAUUGGAGAAGAGUCCAUGGAGGCUCAGAGCAGUGCUGCAUCUCCAUCAGUUGACUCUGCUACAGCAGGAAACCAACCAUCAAAUGUUGAGGUCCAGAAAACAUCUGUUAAUCGCACCUCAGGAUCAUCAGCCUUAUGUGCCGCUGACAGCCAGCCCAAACAAUGCAGAACAGAAGUGUCUGGUGCGCCGAACAGACCCACCUUCAAAGAAACUCAAGAUGAGACCUCAAUGUCACACUCUCAUACUUCAGGAGCAGCUGGUGCUGACACCCAUUUUCAAAAAAGUAUAACGGAUCCUUCUCAAAUUUCCACCGGUAGUGGGCUGCACGAGCCACGAUGCAAACAAGGAGAUAAGAUGUCCUCAUCUUGGUGGAAUUUUAGAGCAACUGAACCUCUAAAUAAGAAACAAGCAGUUAAAGUCCAUUCACAAGUCUGUGGAAAAACCCUGGACACUCACCUUGCACUCAUGAAACAAGUGGAUGAUCUGGCAGUAGGACUAAAGCGAGAGGAGACCAGACCAGAAGACUGCCAAGUCAUAAUAGCCUUCUGUCCUAUUACAUCUCGUGUGGGAACAGACAUUGAUGCCGCCAUGAGCAAAGUUCAAAGUAACAAAGAUGUCAUUCUAGUGGUGAUGCACCAUACUUUUGAUCACUGCUUUGUCACAAGCCAGAGAUCUGCAUCUCACUACAUAAACGUAGUGGAGGAAGUUAAUGUUCUCUUCCAUGACUCUAUGGGACUUCUGCGUUGUGAAACAAAUGAUAAAGCAGUGACUCUCAUACACAAGGCCUUACAGAAAUACAGCAGCACUACUUACAAACGUUAAGUGCCCCCUGGUGGCAACAAAGUAGUGUCUGAAGUUUAACAUGCAAACAUGAUUUAAAAACCUCAUUCUACCAUUCAAGGCGCUGGUAAUUCAUUCUAGUUCUAGCCCGACUAGUCUCCCAGUCCCUGCCACUGAAAAACAUCCCCACAUCAUGAUGCUGCCACCACCAUGCUUCACUUUAGGGAUGGUGCCAGGUUUCCUCCAGAUGUGAUGCUUAGCAUUCAGGCCAAAGUGUUCACUCUUGGUUUCUACAGACCAGAGAAUCUUGUUUCUUAUGGUCUGAGUCCUUUAGGUGCCUUUUGGCAAACCUCAAGCAGGCUCUCAUGUGGGCUGCCUUUUACUGAGGAGUGGCUUCCACCUGGCCACUCUACCAUAAAGGCCUGAUUGGUGGAGUGCUGCAGAGAUGGUUGUCCUUCUGGAAGGUUUUCCAUCUCCACACACCUCCCUGACCAAGGCCCUUCUCCCCUGAUUGCUCAGUUUGGCCGGGCGGCUCUAGGGUCUUGGUGGUUCCAAACGUCUUCCAUUUAUGAGUGUUGGAGACCACUGUGUUCUUGGGGACCGUCAGUGCUGCAGACAUUUUUUCCGAUACCCUUCCCCAGAUCUGUGCCGACACAAUUCUGCCUCGGAGCUCUACAGAGAAUUCGUUUGACCUCAUGGCUUGGCUUUUUGACAUGUGCUGUCAACUGUGGGACCUUUUUAUAUAGACAGGUGUAUGCCUUUCCAAAUCAUGUCCAAUCAGUUACAUUUACCACAGGUGGACUCCAAUCAAGUUGUAGAAACAUCAAGGAUGAUCAAUGGAAACAGGAUGCACCAGAGCUGAAUUUCAAGUCUCACGGCAAUGAGUCUGAAUACUUAUGUCAAUAAGGUGUUUUUUAUUUUUAAUACAUUUGCAAAAAAUUCAACAACCUGUUUUCGCUUUGUCAUUAUGGGAUAUUUUGUGCAGAUUUUGAAAUGUUUUAUUUAAUCCAUUUUAAAAAGUCAAGUGGAUGAAUACUUUCCCAAUGCAUCAUUCAUUCGUGUUUCAUGAGGAAUUUGUCUCUGUAGAUGGACUUAAAGCUAAAUAAAAUGUAAGUUGCU
This is a messenger RNA of Oncorhynchus mykiss (rainbow trout), 3194 nucleotides long. Lineage: Eukaryota; Metazoa; Chordata; Actinopteri; Salmoniformes; Salmonidae. The record is from RefSeq and is a predicted model, not a curated record.